CCGCCAAUGGCGUUCGCUCGAGAAUAACCUUAAACUAGUGACAUAUCGCCACCCCCGCGGUCCUCAAAAAAAAGCGACCAUUUUCGCCGAUUUCUGCUAUAAAAAUUGAGUUUUUGGUAAUUUUGAAGUGAAUAAUUGUUGAACGUUACCUGGGGCUUGUGCAAUCGGUGGAUUUUGGAGGUUCCUGGUGGCUCGAGGAUCGAUCCAACGACAUGAGGUCACCAGGACCUCGUGAUGAUCCUCCAGAAAUGAGUAAAUAAACCAGAUUUCAGGGAUUUGUUGCAUUGUUUUUUCAUCGGAAAAUCAGGAAAAUGAGGCUGGCUGCCACCUGGAGUGGGCUUGUACGUCUUCUACGCAGGAGAAUCGUACUUGCUCUCAUUUUCGCCCUGUCUCUGACAUACUGCGCUAUUUCUCUACUGGCACAUGAAAAGAUUGACUCACCGGUGGGUAACUAUGGAGACGAUGGGGACGACAGUAUGUUGAUUGAUAACGAUGAUAUAGGGGCGGAUCAGGAUUCUGAUGACGAUCUGGGGGGAAAACAUAUUCCCUGGCCAGCAAUGUCUGCAUCUGAUGAUGCUGGUCUAGAUCAGAAUCAUAAUGGGUCGAGUGUCAGUGAGGUUGCACGAACUUGCCGAAAUUCCAUACAGGGUAAAGCUCUAAUUGUCGACGAGAGGGGUCUCGUCUGCGCUCGGAAGGAGGUCCUACCUGGUGGCUGCUGCCGAGGGGAUCUCGAAAAGACUGAAACCACAGGUGUAAUAACGCUCGUCAAACGUGAGAGAUAUAGCUGUGAGACCUGCAAUCCCGAGGGCUGUUGUGCUGUCUACGAGUACUGCGUCUCGUGCUGUCUUCACCCUGGAAAGAGGAGACCAAAGAAGGAGCCCCACGCAUCCCCAGUGCGUCGUGAGGCCCAGAAGUCCCGUAGAACCGAGGACACCGUGAAAAUAAGAUUUCGUAGUCUCGACAGAUUUCAAAUAUGUCUGGCAAUAUGUCGCACAUCUAGUGCCAGUGUCAGACACGAGAACACGUACAAAGAUCCAAACUCAAAGCACUGUUACGUCAAUUCAAUGAAUCAUCGGUCACCACGUGAUGUUAAUAAUAAUAUUAAUAAUAAUGGCGACAAUGUCGCUGUUACAUCUUCUACUGUGCGGUUAUUUAUCCUUCAUUAUCCCAAUCCUGAAUCCUUGUCUAUUGAUCAUGAGAAAUGCAUUGAGUUGUAUGAUUAUUACUGGCUCCCUUAAUCGUUUUGUGCAUCG
This is a messenger RNA of Diachasmimorpha longicaudata, 1253 nucleotides long. Its product is annotated as SREBP regulating gene protein. Gene Ontology annotation, biological process: positive regulation of SREBP signaling pathway. The transcript has 4 exons. Lineage: Eukaryota; Metazoa; Arthropoda; Insecta; Hymenoptera; Braconidae. Bases 312 to 1238 code for a protein of 308 amino acids. The record is from RefSeq and is a predicted model, not a curated record.